This is a messenger RNA of Talpa occidentalis (Iberian mole), 2243 nucleotides long. RefSeq names its product mitogen-activated protein kinase kinase 2 (gene MAP2K2). The record is from RefSeq and is a predicted model, not a curated record. Bases 246 to 1448 code for a protein of 400 amino acids. Gene Ontology annotation, molecular function: protein kinase activity; ATP binding. Gene Ontology annotation, biological process: protein phosphorylation. The transcript is spliced from 11 exons. NCBI's taxonomy places the organism in Eukaryota, Metazoa, Chordata, Mammalia, Eulipotyphla, Talpidae.
CCCCUCCCUCGGCCUCCGGGCUCCGGCUGCAGCGUCAGCCUCGGUCGGGCGGCGGCGGCAGCGGCUGCCCUUCGGCUUAGCCCCGGCGCCCCUCCGUCCCGGUCCGCGGCGCCGCCUGGCUCGCCGACCCGGCGCCGGCUAGGCCGCGAUCGCAGCCCCGGGCUCACUUCGCCGCUGCCCGCUCCCGGCCCGCCCCCUAUGGGCCCCGGCUAGAGGCGCCGCCGCCGCCGGCCCGCGGAGCCCCGAUGCUGGCCCGGAGGAAGCCGGUGCUGCCGGCGCUCACCAUCAACCCCGCCAUCGCCGAGGGCCCGUCCCCCACCAGCGACGGCGCUUCCGAAGCAAACUUGGUGGACCUCCAGAAGAAGCUAGAGGAGCUAGAGCUUGACGAACAGCAGAAGAAGCGACUGGAAGCCUUCCUCACCCAGAAGGCCAAGGUCGGAGAGCUCAAGGAUGAUGACUUUGAAAGGAUCUCGGAGCUGGGAGCCGGGAAUGGCGGAGUGGUCACCAAGGUCCAGCACAGACCUUCGGGCCUUAUCAUGGCAAGAAAGCUGAUCCACUUGGAGAUCAAGCCGGCCAUACGGAACCAGAUCAUCCGAGAGCUGCAGGUGCUGCACGAGUGCAACUCUCCGUACAUAGUGGGCUUCUAUGGGGCCUUCUACAGUGACGGCGAGAUCAGCAUCUGCAUGGAGCACAUGGAUGGAGGUUCUCUGGACCAAGUGUUGAAAGAAGCCAAGAGAAUUCCCGAAGAGAUUUUGGGCAAAGUCAGCAUUGCGGUCCUCCGAGGCUUGGCCUACCUCCGAGAAAAGCACCAGAUCAUGCACCGAGACGUGAAGCCGUCCAACAUCCUCGUCAACUCCAGAGGGGAGAUCAAGCUCUGCGAUUUCGGGGUCAGUGGGCAGCUCAUUGACUCCAUGGCCAACUCCUUCGUGGGAACUCGGUCCUACAUGUCGCCGGAGCGGUUGCAAGGCACCCACUACUCAGUGCAGUCCGACAUCUGGAGCAUGGGCCUGUCCCUGGUGGAGCUGUCCAUCGGAAGGUACCCCAUCCCCCCACCGGACGCCAAGGAGCUGGAGGCCAUAUUUGGCCGGCCCGUGGUGGAUGGGGUGGAAGGAGAGCCUCACAGUGUCUCGCCGCGGCCGAGGCCCCCUGGACGCCCCAUCAGCGGUCACGGCAUGGACAGCCGGCCGGCUAUGGCUAUCUUCGAGCUGCUGGACUAUAUUGUGAAUGAGCCUCCUCCCAAGCUGCCCAAUGGCGUUUUCACCCAGGACUUCCAGGAGUUUGUAAAUAAAUGCCUAAUUAAGAACCCAGCAGAGCGAGCGGAUCUGAAGAUGCUCAUGAACCACACCUUCAUCAAACGGUCUGAGGUGGAAGAGGUGGAUUUCGCUGGCUGGUUGUGUAAAACCCUGCGGUUGAACCAGCCCAGCACACCCACGCGCAUCGCCGUGUGACGGGUGACCUGUCCGCCACCUGUCUGCCGCCCUCCCAGCCCAGGACAGGCAGCUCCGCCUCCCCUCCGCCGCACCCUCGCCGACGCCAUGCACAUGUCGGACACUUAACCUCCUCCUACCUGUCGCAGCCUGUGUGACCCUCUGGUCCCUGGGAGAGGGGAUGCUGCUCAUAUUGUCUCCUCAGAACCUGCUUACUUAGGUUUUAAAAAAUCAAAACAGGGAGAAAAAAAGCAAACCUUGAUCAUGUAGCGUCUUUGUUCCUUUGUCGCCUGUUAAUGUCCAGGGUCCAAUUCACCCCAGGGUGGGAAUGUGUCGCCCAGGCAGCCCAGACCUGGGGUCACACUUGUGCUUGCAGAAAUGGCGGGCUGUUGGGGGGCGGGGGUCAGGAACCUGCUUUGCUCUUUUUUCACAGGAGGAAGCCCUUGGAGGGAACCCAUAGACGUUGGUGUUUUUCCCCAAGAGAGGUAGGUGCUGCCUGAUGUUUGUCUCCAUGGAGGGAGGCCUCAUGGGACCGUGGCCCUCCACGAAACACGUGACACUGUUAGGUUUGGGGUCCCCUGACACAUGGGGGGUUCAGGCAGAAGAUUUUCUCCGCAUAGCCCCCUCCCCCACUCGCCACUUCUGCUCCUGUCAGAUCCCCUCAACAGAACAUGACCAGCCCCCUCGCAGGGACUUUUUCGUACCCUCCUGUGCUCAGGGAGCAGAGACUUCUGAUUCUUGGACGCAGCUGAGCCAAUACUCAGCUCUGCAGAAAGGAAGUGUUGGGUUUCCAAGCAGUCAGUGUGGUUGAAAACC